Diorhabda sublineata is the source of this 1827-nucleotide messenger RNA. RefSeq lists its product as uncharacterized. The coding region runs from base 1 to 1827 and encodes 608 amino acids. The transcript is spliced from 2 exons. The record is from RefSeq and is a predicted model, not a curated record. Lineage: Eukaryota; Metazoa; Arthropoda; Insecta; Coleoptera; Chrysomelidae.
AUGAAAUUAGUCGGGAUAUUCAGAGAAAUUGAAGAAGCGUUUCCAAAUAAACUGAAACUCUUUGAAUUUGAGAGUUCCACUACCAGAACAUCACCUCUACAACAUGUCGGUUUCAUCGUAGAUACACCAGGAUGUAGAAUACCAGAUUUCGAUCCAUUCGACGAACUCGUAAAAAAAUUCAUCGAAAAACCCAAAAAUCACAUUUGCAACCACGGAAAACCGGCUUUAUUAGCGUCGAAUCUAACGUCGAUUUAUGUGAUAACCGCAUCGUUAUCAGCCUAUAAUAUUAGCGAUACAACUUUAUUAGAAUGCCGUUACAACGGUUUUUUCAGAAAGAAACCUAAAAGAGGCGAAUCGGACACGAGGAUCAGUUUCAGCGGUAUCUGGUACAACUUUACAAAAUCUAUAAACGUCAAAUACGAAUUCAUCCGAGCCGUUUGUCACUAUAACAAUAUUUUAAUCUACGAAGACAUGUUUUCUUUCGUACCAAUAACAAAUAUAAAACGAUUCGACCACCCACAACCGCUAAAUGUACUAAUUUUGGGUUUAGACUCCGUAUCGAGACUAAAUCUUCACAGACAAAUGCCCAAAACGGUUAAUUAUUUGAAAAAAUUGGGCGCCGUAGAAUUUCUAGGUUAUAAUAAAGUGGCCGAUAACACUUUUCCCAAUCUCGUCCCGAUUCUAACGGGACUAAACGUUAAAGAACUAAAUAAAACUUGUACGCCGAAAACUAACGAUUAUUUCGACGAAUGUCCUUUCAUAUGGAAACUAUAUAAAGACGAAGGGUACGUAACAGCCUACGGUGAAGAUGCGGCACAUUUGGCUUUGUUCACUUACGGAUUCAAAGGAUUCAAACAACAACCGACGAAUUUUUAUUACAGCCACUUCAGCAGAUACGCGGAGAAACGUAUCGGCAACAACUUCAACGUAAACACGUUCAUUUGUCAAGGUUCUCGUUACGUUUAUCAGGAUUUCAUAAAUUAUGUAGAAAAAUUCGUCGUUACUAUGAAACUUAACGCUCUACCUUAUUUCGCUUUCUUCUGGGAAGUCAGUAUCUCCCACGACGACUUGAACUACCCCCGCACGGCCGACGAGGCCUACUACGAAUUUUUCCGGCGACUGCAGAACGGCGGUCAUUUGGAAAACGCCGCGACGGUUUUUUUGAGCGACCACGGCAUUAGAUUCGGCGGCGUACGCCGAACGCUUCAAGGUAGAUUCGAGGAACGGUUACCUUUUCUUUUCAUCCGCCUACCGGAAUGGUUCGCGAACAAGUACGAACGAGGUGUGAAUAAUUUAAUUGAAAACGCCGAGAGACUCACUACUCCUUUCGAUCUCCACGAGACGCUAAAAGAUUUGGUUUAUCACGAAAAUCUAAUCGGUGAAUCGAAUACCGGAAAAUUCAGUAGAGGUUGUAGUUUGUUUGGUAAAAUUAAUGGUAACAGAAGUUGCGAUCAAGCCGGUAUUUCGAGUCACUGGUGUACGUGUCGGGAAACUAUCGACGUACCGACCGAUAAAUCGAUAGCGGUUAAAUCCGCGCGAUUCGUCGUCGAUUAUAUAAAUCGAUUGCUUGUCGGUUCGAAAAAAUGCGCGAAAUUACGAUUAUCCGACAUUAAAACUGUUACUUUACAUGUAAAUAAGAUGGACGCGAUUGAAGAUUACAUGAUUAAUUUCGAAACGGUUCCUGGCGACGCGAUUUUCGAAUCGACCGUUCGACACACCGAAAAUGAAUUACGAGUUAUCGGUACGAUAAGUAGAUUGGAUUUAUACGCUCAACAAAGUUAUUGUAUUGACGAUAAAUAUUUAAAAAUGUAUUGUUUUUGUUUAUAA